Colius striatus (speckled mousebird) is the source of this 7999-nucleotide messenger RNA. RefSeq names its product translocation associated membrane protein 1 (gene TRAM1). The coding region runs from base 129 to 1253 and encodes 374 amino acids. The transcript has 11 exons. The record is from RefSeq and is a predicted model, not a curated record. Gene Ontology annotation, biological process: SRP-dependent cotranslational protein targeting to membrane, translocation; protein insertion into ER membrane. Lineage: Eukaryota; Metazoa; Chordata; Aves; Coliiformes; Coliidae. Gene Ontology annotation, cellular component: endoplasmic reticulum membrane.
CUGCCAUUCCUCGGCUGCGCGGCCGUCUCCUCCCCGCCCCCCCCCCCCCGCCUCUUCCUGGCCGCGGCGAGAGAAGCUGUGCUGGCAGCGGGGAGGCGGCGGCGGCGGCGCUCAGCUCCCUGCCCGCCAUGGCGAUCCGCAAGAAGAGCAACAAGAACCCGCCGGUGCUGAGCCACGAGUUCAUCGUGCAGAACCAUGCGGACAUCGUGUCAUGCAUGGCCAUGAUCUUCCUGUUGGGGCUUAUGUUUGAGAUUACUGCAAAAGCAGCUGUCAUUUUUGUUACACUUCAGUAUAAUGUUACCAUUCCUGCCACAGAAGAACAAUCUGCAGAAACAAUCUCUCUCUAUCACUAUGGCAUCAAAGACUUGGCUACAAUCUUCUUCUACAUGCUUGUAGCAAUAAUCAUACAUGCUGUAAUUCAGGAGUACAUACUGGAUAAAAUUAACAGGAAAAUGCACUUUUCAAAAACAAAGCACAGCAAGUUCAAUGAGUCUGGACAACUUAGUGCAUUCUACCUUUUCUCCUGUGUUUGGGGAACAAGUAUUCUUGUCUCUGAGAACUAUAUAUCAGAUCCAACCUCUCUGUGGAGGGACUAUCCACACGCUCUGAUUCCGUUUCAAAUGAAGUUUUUCUACAUCUUACAGUUGGCAUACUGGUUUCAUGCUUUUCCAGAAUUGUACUUCCAGAAAACUAAAAAAGAAGAUAUCUUUCGCCAGAUUGUCUACAUUGGACUUUAUCUCUUUCAUAUUGCUGGAGCCUAUCUCUUGAAUCUGACUCAUCUUGGACUUGUUCUUCUGGUGUUGCAUUACUUUGUUGAAUUUCUUUUCCACAUAUCCCGUCUUUUCUACUUCAGUGAUGAAAGAUACCAGAAAGGAUUUUCACUGUGGGCAGUUCUUUUUGUUUUGGGGAGGCUUCUCACCUUGAUUCUCUCGGUCCUCACUUUUGGCUUUGGACUGGCAAGAGCAGAAGAUCAGCAGCUGAAUUUCAGUACUGGAAACUUUAAUAUCCUGGCUGUUAGAAUCAGUGUGCUUGCCUCCAUCUGCAUGGCUCAGGCAUUUAUGAUGUGGAAGUUCAUCAAUUUCCAGCUUCGGAGGUGGAGAGAGCAUUCAUCUUCUCAGCCUCAGUCAGUGAAAAAGAAGUUUGUAACAGCUAAAGGAAAGAACUCCAGAAAAGAAAGAGAAAAUGGAAUAAAUGGAACAGUGACUUCAAAUGGAGCAGACUCACCUCGGAGCAGGAAGGAUAAAUCCUCGUAAAACUGGGUUUUAUUAAGUUAAUUGACUAAUAUCCCCAAAGAAUCUGCUUUUUACAUGGAUGGCCCUUCGGCACUAGCGAUGUUAUGGAUUAAAGAAAAUACAAUUCAUGUUUUUUGAUUAUUGCUGUUGUUUUGAGAAACUUUUUUUAAAAGCCAUUUUGACUAAGGAAAAGGUUUAUCUGUCUUCAAAUACUCACGGGGGUGGGGUAUACAACACUUUUUAAAUAACAUUGACACUUUUUUAAGCAUUUAUUGUGAUGAAAUAACUUCAUUUAAUGAGGAUCACUGUUGCAAUGUAGUAUUCCCUUCCAGUUUUUGUAAUCUUGGUGAUACGUACCAUUCUGCCAACUUCACUUUUUCAAGUUCUUCAAGAAGUAUUGCAAAGUUGAAGUAAAAACCUAGUAUGCAUUUUCAGAUACCCUGGCUUUUCAGUUAAAUACCUUGUUUCAAAUUUACAGUUGAAAUUGGAAUUCUGAGACCACACCAAUAAACCUCUUGAUUUUGUAGUUAUUAGCCACACAGCAUCUGCUCUAAGGACUGCCCCAAAUCAUUAAAACAACACUGAACUAAUUGGAGAUGUUACGGAGUCUUAUUGUUUGUUGAUUAGAAAUCUCUUGUGAGGAACAAAAUACCAUUUUUUUUUUUUAUAGAUAGCUUUAGCACUUGCAAAUUAGAGGGCAAGAGUGUAUGGCCGUGGAAAAGGUUUAUUUGAGUAGCACUGUUAACUCCUGUCUGUGCUUUUGAAGUGUAUGUAUCUUGGAGAUUUGGUGUGUGUUGGACCUUCUUUGAACAUGUGUCUGUCUGAUUUUAGAGGGUGGAGAUUCUUACAGUGUGGUGUUGUGAUUGUUUUAAGAGGCAUUUAAUGCUCCACGAAGAAGGGAUUUGUUAGAUAAAUGGGUCAAGUUAUGAGAAACAUUCCUUUAUUCUAACUGCUUUGCUUUGUUUCACCUCUGUUAGGAAAUAGUUUGAUUUCUGCUCUAUAUAUUUUUAUGAACAAAUAUUUAAAAGCUACAACAUCUUAAAAUUGAUUUAUUUUGCCCUUUACUAUAACUGGAAAAAUCUUAAUUUAAGAUAUUUUUCCUUUGUCUUUUGUAAUUCUAUUAAAUGUGAAGCUUUGUCCAGUUAAUUUUCCAGUUUAACAUGCAGUUAAUGUUUCCUCCGUACCUUUUUGUAAUGGGUGUAAUUCAACCCAUUUCACUUGAGAGAAUGAGUUAGAGAUUUAAUUCAGUCUUGAGAAGAAGUUGGUAAAUUAGUCUUUCAAGUCAACCCCAAUAUUGGACUGCAUAUCGAUUGAGAGGAGUAAUUAUGAGCAGUCAAGCUGAUAGAUAAAAUAGUUUUAAUUAAAAACAGUUAUUAUACUUGAGUUUAUACCCAACAAAAUAAUAAAUCUGCAUUCUGUAUCUUCUACAGUUUGGUUGUUUACUAUACAGAAUAAACAUUUCUAGUACAAAGUCUUGACUACAAGUCACUAUCCAAUCUUCAGUUGCUUAGUACUAUUUACAGUUACUGCAGUGUAAUUUGUUCUGUGUUUCAGCUAAUUUCAGACACAGUUCCUGAGUAUUUGCUUCUGAAGUGGACUUGACAGACUUGGACUUGCUUAACUUGAGUACUCUAGGGCAGCAUGCCCUGUAGUAUGCCCAGUCUGCUUCAGUGGAAGUAGCUAUACCGUAUCUUGAUUUGAAGAAGCAAAACUCAAGUGAUGAAACUGGGAAUCUAUCUGAUCUGACCAUGAAACCGGAAUAAUGGAACUCAGAAAUUUUGAGGGAAUUGCAUACAUUAAAUACUUGCUGCACAAAAUCAUGUUUCAUGUCUGUUGUUUCUAAAAGGACCUUCACAGAUGCCGUGUGCCUUCCUUUGAAGUUGUACCUUAAGCCAAAAGGUGCAAAUUUUAGGUGUUUCUAGUCUGGUACUUAGAAUCUAAGUCAGUUUGCUUGUGACAUUUACUUGUCCUGGGGCUGUCAAAAUUAUAAAAGGUGGAGGAACAAUUAUGAAAGAAGCCUUUGAGGUACUUCUUGAGAUUUUUAAGACUUUACUGGAGUCUGAGGGUUAUAAUACUUGUUUCCCUAAGGCAAACUGAUUCUUGUAAACCUUGUUCUUUGGCACAGUGAUCAUGAAAUGUAAAUCUCAAGUUCACUUCCAAGUACUUAAAAAGAGUAUGUUCUCGCCUGUUAAUUCUGACAUUUUUUUUUUUGUUACGUUUGGCCUUAUGGACACAUUUCUUGGCCUUUGGACUUUGGAAAAAAAGAGCACUUUUGCAUCCACAGUGGCUUAAUCUUCAUCCUUGCCUUACAAGAGUUGUUGCUUUCUGCAAAGUAAUAGAGAAUAAUUUCAGCUGCUCUAGAAUUUGGAUAGAGUAUUGAAAGCCAGUUACUUUUGUUUCUCGUUUCAUAACUAAAGAUACAGAUUUCUCUUCUUGGAUGAGGCAAAAGCAGUAAUUUAAUUUUCUACCUUGGGAUGGAAACACCCAUAUAUUUAGAAGAUUCUGAGACUUCUGUUUCCAGUUUGAUAUUAUUUGUUUUGGCAUGAGAUUAUUGUUUGCCUGGGUAACUUCUUUCAAAUUGCUUAAAAAUUAUUUUCCAAUGUGACUGCAUUUUGACUCUUUGUCUGUAAGCUGGAGGAAGAUUAGUUGUCUAAUCAUGUGUUCUCAAUCAUGGAAUCAGGAAAAUUUAGAAAUGGAAAUGACUGAAGCACUCAUGAUUGUAUUCCUGUGCCUAAUAAAAUAGCUUAGCCUGUAGUAGUUUCUCCUGGUUAAUUACCAGAUCCCACAGAGAAGGCUUUGUCUGUGUAGAUGGAUUUAAAGUGAGUAAUUCCUGCAGAGUGUGGAUAGGAUUUGUUUGGCUUGGACUUUUUUCUUGAACCCUUUCUCUCUGCCCUAUUUUGUUAGAACUUUUCAAGACCUGGAACAGAAUUUCAGACCUUUUUCUGUGUGGUUUAGGUGCCUGAAUCUACUGUCAAAACCUGUGUUUUACUAAAAAGUUCUAUGUAACUCAAAGUACAAAUAAGGAAUGCAGAGCAGCCUAGGUUAAUUUCCAGAGUUUUUACUUUUAUCUGGAUGCUUUAUCCUCUUGACUAGUUGCAAAGAUUGAUUGCUCCUGUGAAUUACUCAUGAACUUGGCUUUUUGGAAGUGUACCACUUUUUGGAUGAUCGUAUGCCCAAACUGAGGAACAGUCGAGGGUUUUGCCAUGCAGAGAAAAUGCAUCAGCUGUUUCUGCUGACAGUAGAGUCUACUUAAAGUAUGUUGGGGUAAUGCAUUGAGAAAGUCGGUAGUUACUGGCAAGCAUUUGAUAAUAUUCCUAAAUGCCUUUUUGUUUGAAAAUUUUAGUUGUGUUUAUGGAGUUCUGUUAUGCAGAAUUUUAAUAAGCCUCUUGGUGCUUGGGUACAAGUAACUAGAUUUCCAUCAAAACAGUUACGGGUCACAUGCAGUCCUUGUGCUCCUCACUGGUUUCUGACUAACUGCAACUGAGGUGAUUUUGUUGGGGGCAAAGCUUGAUAUUAGAAGGAAGGGAGCAUUUUCAUAGUCAUGAUAAGCUGAAACUCCUAUAGGUUGUUGCCCAAACUGGAGUUCUAGCCUCCACCUUGUCUAGCACAAGCUCUUCUGGUUGCAUGGUGAGCUGGCUGAGUGCAGCUGAAAACUGGCUUCUUUGCUUAGUUGCUUUUCCACUGGAUUAGUUUCCUGAUGGUAAUCCUGCAGAUACUCAAAUAAGCAAGACGAGAUGCAAGGAAGAUGUGAAUCAAGCCCUAAGGCAGCUUCCCCUUUAAACUCUGCAUUUGGUUGAAAAUUGCACAAGAUUACAGCACAAGUUGGAAGAUCUCAGUGAAGUGCUUGCCGUCAUCAAUAGCAACAGGGAGCUGGUCUGUCUGGUAGCUUCUACCUGCCAAACAGUUUAUUAACGGAUUUUUGUCAGAUACUAUGGAGGAAGGGAAAAUAGUAUGCUCUACUGCACUGAGAUACCUUUUAUCUGUCAUAAUUUUGAGAUUUCCAAGCAGUGCACAGUAAUAGUAGUGGUGUAGGAACAGGAAUUAUGAAAUUGUAGUUUCUCUUGGCUCAAAACCCCAAGAUUGCUUAACAGCCAGGAAGAUGUACAGCGUUUUUGUGUGGGACUUGGUUUUUUUUCACCACGUGAACCCUUUAUAUAUCGAGGGGGCUUUGCAAGAAACUCUAUGCUUCUCCAGGUAUGAGAUGGAAGGGAGGGUUGUUAGGUUGCUCUCAUUUUGUUUUCCUGUUUUUAAGAAGUUCACCAGCUGAUUCCUAGGUAAUGCGACAGAGGUGCUGUGUUCCACAGGGUUGUAAUUUAAUGCCUGAAGGCUGUAGUAGUAAUGAUCACCUUAGUAUGCAAGUCCUUGGGUUACUUCUUGCACAGAAACACAGAAUGGUAGGGAUUGGAAGGGACUACAGAGAUCAUCUAGUCCAAGCCUCCUGCUAAAGCAGGUCCACAUAGAUCAGGUCACACAGGACCAUGUCCAGGCAAGUUUUGGAAACCUCUGGAGAAGAAAACUCCACAACCUCCCUGGGCAGCCUGUGCCAGGGAUCUGUCACCCUCGCAGUAAAGAAGUCUUUCCUGACGUUGAAGUGGAACUUUUCGUGUUCUGACUUUUGUCCACUACCCCUUGUCCUAUCACUAGAUAUUACAGAAAAAAGUGUUGACCCAUCCUCUUGUCAUACACCUUUUAAAUACUUGUAUUAAUGAUGUCCCUGUCAGUCUCCUCCAAGUUGAACGGCCCCAGUUCCUGCAGCCUUUCCUCAUAAGGAAGACGCUCCAAUCCCAUGAUCAUCUUGGUGGCCCUGCACUGGACUCCCUCCAGCACUUCCCCAUCACUCUUGAGCUGGGGAGCCCAAAACUGGACACAGGACUCCAGAUGAGGCCUCACCAAGGCAGAGUAGAGAGGGAGCAGAACCUCCCUUGACCUGCUUGCCACAAUCUUCUUGGUGCAUCCCAGUAUGCCAUUGGCCUUCUUGGCCACGAGGGCACAUUAUUGGCUCAUGGUCAGUUUAUUAUUAACCAGCACUUCCAGAUCUCUCUCUGCAGAGCUGCUCUUCAGCAGUUUGACCCCCCCCAGCCUGUACUGGUGCAUGGGGUUAUUCCUUCCCAGGUGCAGGACUCUGCACUUGUCCUUGUUGAACCUCAUGAGGUUCCUCUCUGUCCAACUCUCAAGCCAGUCAAGAUCCCGCUGAAUGGCAGCACAGCCUUCUGGGGAAUCAGCCAGUCCUCCCAGUUUGGUGUCAUCAGCCAACUUGCUGAGGAUACACUCUGUCCCCUCAUCCAAGUCAUUGAUGAAGAUGUUGAACAAGACUGGCCCCAGAACCGAUCCCUGUGGAACUCCACUGGCCACAGACCUCAAACUAGUCUCAGCUCCAUUGAUCACUUUUAUACUGUUAAGUCAUUGCAGUGGAUGUCUGGUGGUUAUAUCCCCUCUUCUCAUUGCUCUGUUUAGGAUUCUCUAAGCCUAGUUGUGUACACAUUAAGGAAUUUGGCAUGCUCUUCAGAAAUAAAAUAGAAACAACGCCAGAGAGUUUCUGGAUCAGACAUGCAAGAAAUAAGUGCAUCAAUAUGCUGGGUGUCAGCAGAACCCACUUAAUGGGUAGUGAAACACUUUAGGGUGAAUGCAUUCUGAUACAAAUUAUAUUGCAGUGUAGUGUUUUGGAUGUAGCUCACGUCCAGAUAGCAAGUGUCUUUCUCUCAGUGAGGUGGAACUGCUAUUAAGCAUCUACAGCCGUCAGUUCCCCUGUCGUGAAUGAUGCAUGAGGAUUUCUGGGCUGCAGAUGUAGUAGGCUUCUUUCUGCCUUUUAGAGAAGUUCUUUUGAUGUUGACAAGACAAAAGACAAACAGCUCCUAUUUCAGAUUCGAAAAAAAUAACAUGCUACUGAGUUUUGAAUCCAAUAUGCUUGCUUUUGAUCUCUUUCUGUGUGUCCUGUCACUUUUAUUUUAGGUUUCUGCAAACACUUUUAUCCAGCUCAAGGGUAGCAAAUCUGUGAUGUAAGUGCCAGAAGUGACAACUCCUUUUUCUUCUUUCCUUGUUUGAAACUUUUCGCAGAAUCAGAGCAGCUAGAGUGUAGCUUUAUGAUUUGAUAGCUUUUCAGUGUUCAUUCUUCGUCCUUAUUUAUUGUGGUUAAUGUUAAAGGUCAGCGACACAACACGGUUGUCACUUCUUCAUUCCCAACAUGAGAGUGUUAGGCAAUUUGAUAUACUGCGAUGAAAACAAAGAUAUCUAUGAGUAAGUCUUGACUGGUUUAUCAGAAAUUGGUAUUCCUGGAUGGUUUUGUUUUCCAUAUUGCAGUUCACUGUUACUGCCUUUCUCAUGUAGGAAACUGGGCACUUAAGACCUCUGCAUCUCUAGGCUGUAGUUUUGCUGUGCAGUUUGACAAAUUAAGGUCUAGACCUUGAUCUUUGUGUCUUCUUUACGUCGGUUAUAAGUGUCGAAGAAUGUACCUUGCGUUGUAAUUAACGGAUUGAAGUUCAGCCCACGGUGACAAAAAAUACCAUAAUGGGGUAGGAACUCCAGGCUAGAAGCCAAGCCAAGACUGUCCUGUGUUCUCACGUAGGUGAUUCCUCUUCUUUGUUUCUCAAUUAAUCAUUAUCUUUGUUUAUUGUAAGUUCUUUGUGGCAAGGGUUGUCUUUUGUGCGUGUGCGCCUGUGUGUGUGGAUCCAGGACAAUUAGGCCUGGAGCCCCAGUCUGUGGAAGCUGUAAUAAGCAAUCACCUUGUUAUUGUUUUCCUGGAUAUCAUAAUAAAGAGUAUCAAAUUAAAA